AUGUCGUCGUCGAAAUACCCCGCACUCCCAACCUCCGACCCGUCUCCAAACCCAACGGAGGAAACUCGAAAAAAACGAAUCGAGUUUUGGCAGCGAUUGUGCGACGCCGUGCGUGAACGCGAGGCAACGCCGAGAGAUCCAUUCGAAGCUCUGAAAGGAUGGAACGUGUCUGCGAGCAAACGCGUGAUAAAGGGUAAUAAUUCGAGACAUUACGACGCGUACUAUUUCGACGAGGAUGGAAAUCGGUACCGGAGUAAACCCGAGGUGUUUAAGUUUUUGGAUUCGGGAAUCAAAGGGAAACCAUCAGUAAAGGAAGAGACGACGACGAAGAAGACGAAAUCGUCGGCGCCGACGACGAAUGCCGACGCCGCGCGAAAGAAGGAGAAAGGCAAAAAUGAAGAAGGGAAAAAAGCAGACGAGGAUAUGGUGGAAACGCGCGAGAAAGAAACGCAUACCAUGUCGUUACAAGGAAAUCGAUUGAAGCGCAAGACAUCGGAAGCGAGAGAGGAGUGGGCAAAAUUACCUAUAGCAUCUUCGGCGAUUGGAUUAGCGAGGCCUCACGACGCAUAUCAGCAGCAACAACAACAACAAGGAGGACAUUCAUCGCUUAAGAAACCUAGAAUAAUAGAACAAAGGCAGAUGGUUCAGGAACAACAACAACCAAAAGUUACGAGACGACACGAUUGUAAAAAUUUCUUCAACGUGGUGUCAUCACAGGAGAAGUUAGAUUUGAUUCGGAUGGUAACUGGGGCGACGGUGACAGUGGACGCGAAGACUCCUACGGGUUUGGUUGUCGAAGGGACAGAACAGGAAGUUCGCAGAGGUGUGAACAAAAUAAACGAGAUGAUUGAAAAUACCAGAGAGAGGAAUCGACUCCUUAGCGAACGCGCGACGAAGCAAUCGAUGAAGCCGUUAAACGUAAUGUCGAUAAUAUCAGCCGUGAAAGGUGAAGACAAAGACAAUAGCAUUAGACCACCGACAUCGUUGCAUUCGAUGAACUCGAACGGGACGCACAUAUCGCCGCCAAAUGGAAAGUCUAUGUCGGCGUCGCCGACGACUUUGGCAGAUGCGUUUGUCCCGGAAGCCGUUCGAUUUGGCUCGGAUGCGUUCAUAAAUAAAGUACGCACAAGUAUUCGCGAGAACAAAAUGUUCUCGGAAGUGAGCAGCACAGGUAGAGAAGCGUAUCGCUUUGUGAAGAAACACGGCGACGUUGGUGCGGAUAAAAUUUUUGAAGGUUUAAAAGAGCUCGCGGAUGAAAACGUGGAAACUGACGCCGUGAUUGCUAGUGGUAGUGGUGUUGGCGACGACAACGAUGAUGAUUCCGAAAUGAAACUUGAAAUUGAGCGUAAAAUAGUACCGUUAGCCUUGUGUUCAGCCAUAAUGAAAGCGGCAAUCGAGGACGUACACAGCUCCGAAGGUGGGAGCUCCGAUAUACUCGCCGUGGCCGUGAAAGCGAAAGGAUUCGUCGUCGAAAAUAUACAAAAGUAUCUCCGGCCGAUGCUCAGAGGUAUCAUGCGUGGCGAAUCGCAACUGUCCCAAGACAUCAAUCUCCGGAAACGUGCAUACGAUAUCGCCAAGAAAACACAGUUGAAAUGCAUCGCAUUUCUCGACGAGUGGUCCAACAACACCAACUUUGGCGAUUUAUCCAAGCACGAAACCAUUCAACCGGCGAAAGACGUUUUAAGCGAACUCCGAAGACGCGCGAAAGACCGAAUUGAGGGCAAACAUCGUCGUCCAAGCGUUGGCACUGGAACAACAGGAGCGUACCAAUCCACCGGUCACCGCCUCAUAGACCGCGUUCAACGCCCGGAAGCGAAAAUCAAAAUCGACAGCGACCUCUCCAUAGCGAUGAAGAAAAGUACCGGCGAAAACGGCGACGAGGAAGACCACCACGAGGACCUCGCGUUCUCCCUCGAAAACCAAUACGGCGGGUUUGCCGGUGCACCGACGCAACUCGGCGACUUUUCUAUGCUCCGAAGCGAUCUCUCUCUCUCGCAUCUCGAAGUAGGAGAACAACAACAACAACAAAAGGUCUCGGAAGCGGCGGCGCCUCCUCCGGAAACCUUCGCGCCGCCGCGAGACCCAACCCCAGAACCGCCCUCCUCUCAAGCACCAUUCGACGUGGUCGAAGAGGGAGAAGUGCAACGAGGCGCGACAGAAGAAGUGCCAUCUGAAUGGGAUUAG
This is a messenger RNA of Bathycoccus prasinos, 2184 nucleotides long. RefSeq lists its product with no specific name. The coding region runs from base 1 to 2184 and encodes 727 amino acids. Lineage: Eukaryota; Viridiplantae; Chlorophyta; Mamiellophyceae; Mamiellales; Bathycoccaceae. The record is from RefSeq and is a predicted model, not a curated record. The transcript has a single exon. Gene Ontology annotation, molecular function: DNA binding.